AUGGUUGAUAGGUUCAAUCACAAGUGUGGUGAAAUAUAUUCACAGGGAUAUGUGUACAUUUUCGAUUUCAAGUCAACAGUAUUUUUGAAUUUGGCUAAGGAAAAUCCUCUAUGCAGGGCUGCUAAGAGGCGGAUUCAAGUUUUGAAGUUUAUUAGUGAGAAUGAAAAAAGAGAUUGCUGUGAAUGGAAUGGUGUUACUUGCAAUGGAUUUACGGGUCAUGUCAUAGGACUUGAUCUUUCUUCGAGUUGUCUUAGUGGAACCAUCCAUGCUAACAAUAGCCUCACAAAACUUGUUCAUCUCCAAAGACUCAACCUUGCUUUCAAUGAGUUGAAUGGCUUUCCACUUGGAAAUAGUAUUAGUGAACUCACUAGUUUGACGCAUCUCAAUCUUUUGGAUUCUGGAUUUCUGAAAGGGAAGAUGAUUCCACCAGGAUUAUCCAAGUUGUCUAAGUUGAUUUCACUUGACCUCACCUGGAAUUUCAUCCAAGUUGGCCAAACAACCUUGAGAAGUUUUCUGCACAACUUAACCAACUUAGAGGUACUGUUGUUUCGCAAUGUGCAUGCACCAUUUGAGUUACCUAAUAAUUUUCCUUCUUCCCUUAGGAAACUAAGUCUUGAGGGCACCGACAUGUUUGGGAACAUAACUGAUUCUCAGCUUUUUCAUCUACCAAACUUGCAAGUCCUGAGAUUGGGAUGGAAUCCUUUAAUAACAGGCACUUUGCUGAAUUUUAAUUGGAGUUUCAGUAAAAGUAUUUUAGAGUUGGACUUUUCCCAUACUGGUAUUUUUGGGAAGGUACCUGAUUCAAUUGGUAAUCUCCAUUCUCUUUGCUAUUUAGAUCUCUCUUCCAACAGUUUAUCUGGCUCGAUUCCAGAAUCCUUUGGCAAUCUCACUGCAGUCACAGAGUUGACGCUUACAGGUAACAGCUUCACUGGCUUGAUUCCGAAAUCCAUUGGCAACCUCACUGCAAUCACACAGUUGAAGCUUUCAACUAACAGCUUCACCGGAACUGUUCCCUCAUCUAUCCGAAAGCUGAACAAACUUCACUCCUUAUCUCUCUCUCUCAAUAAUUUUGAAGGCCCGAUUCCAGACAUCUUUGCCAACUUUUCAGAGCUAGAUACUUUAGAUUUUAAAAGAAACAAUUUCACUGGCCCAUUCCCCUAUUCAAUUGCAACCUUGACACGCCUUGCGAGUUUAGAGUUGCAAAACAAUUCACUAACUGGUCCACUUCCCUCUAAUAUAAGCGGACUUCAAGAGCUGUAUAAUCUUGAUUUGUCCUUCAAUUAUUUCACUGGCACAACACCCCCUUGGUUAUUCCUUCUUCCAUCCUUGCUUAAUUUAUAUGUUCAACACAAUCAAUUUACUGGAUUGCCAAAUGAGCUUAAGAGAAGUUCUUCAGAUUUCACUGAUGUUAAUCUUUCAUACAACCAGUUGCUUUGUAAAACAAGAAUGGAGUUCAACGGAUUUGUGGUCGCUUAA
This is a messenger RNA of Solanum verrucosum, 1476 nucleotides long. Its product is annotated as receptor-like protein 7. The record is from RefSeq and is a predicted model, not a curated record. The transcript has 4 exons. Lineage: Eukaryota; Viridiplantae; Streptophyta; Magnoliopsida; Solanales; Solanaceae. Gene Ontology annotation, molecular function: protein binding. Bases 1 to 1476 code for a protein of 491 amino acids.